This is a messenger RNA of Phalacrocorax carbo (great cormorant), 3886 nucleotides long. Lineage: Eukaryota; Metazoa; Chordata; Aves; Suliformes; Phalacrocoracidae. The record is from RefSeq and is a predicted model, not a curated record.
ACCAUUACAUCUUGUCCUAUUGCAACAGGCCCUGCUAAAACGUCUGUCCCCAUCUUACUUAUAAGCCUGCUUUAAGUACUGGAAGGCCACAAUAAGGUCUCCCCACAGCCGCCUUUUCUCCAGGCUGAACAACCGCAACUCUCUCAGCCCUUCCUCACAGGAGAGGUGCUCCAUCCCUCUGGUCAUUUUUGUGGCCCUCCUCUGGACCCGCUCCAACUUGCCCACGUCUUUCCUGUGCUGGGAGCCCCAGAGCUGGACGCAGCACUCCAGGUGGGGUCUCACCAGAGCGGAGUAGAGGGGCAGAAUGACCUCCCUCACCCCACCGGCCACGCUGCUUUUGGUGCCGCCUGGGACACGGCCGGCUUUCAGGGCUGCCAGCGGGCGCUGCCGUCUCACGCCCCGCCUCUCCCCGCAGCGCCCCCGGCACGGCUGCCCCGCACCGCCGCCCGCAGGCGGCGACGGCCCUUUAAGGAGGCGGCGCCCCUUGGCGGGGCCGCGGCGCUACGUGUCGCUGCCAUGGCGGCCGCCGACUGCCGGGCGCGCGCAGCCGGGCGUUCGCGGCGGGGGGCGCCGUGACCCAUGUAUUUGAAGAGGCCGGCGGGCGGCCUCGCCUUCUGCCUCUUCUACCUGGCGUCCUGCUUCACCAACAAGUAUGUCCUGUCUGUCCUGAAAUUUACCUACCCUACCCUUUUUCAAGGGUGGCAGACAUUAGUGGGUGGACUUCUGCUUCAUGUCUCCUGGAAGCUGGGCUGGGUGGAGAUAAACUUGUGUUCAAGGUCUGAAAUCCUGUCAUGGCUUCCUGCUUCAGUACUGUUUGUUGGCAUUAUUUAUGCUGGCUCUAAGGCACUGUCUAGAUUGCCAAUCCCAGUGUUCCUCACUGUGCACAACGCGGCAGAAGUUAUAACCUGUGGGUUCCAGAAGUUUGUGCAGAAAGAGCAGACCUCUCAUCUGAAAGUCUGUAGUGUGCUGUUCCUCUUGGUAGCAGCAGUGUGCCUUCCUUUAUGUGACACACAGUUUGAUCCAAACGGUUAUUUAUGGGCUCUAAUUCACUUGAUCUGUGUUGGGGCUUACAAAGUAUUUCGCAAGUUAUGGAAACCUAGCUCUUUAAGUGAUCUGGACCAACAGUACAUCAACUAUGUAUUCAGUGUGGUGCUGUUGGCCUCUGCAUCCCAUCCAGCAGGUGAUCUCUUCAGUGCCUUGGACUUUCCAUUCCUGUACUUCUACAGGUUCCAUAGCAGCUGCUGCGCCAGUGGACUGUUGGGAUUCUUUCUGAUGUUGCACACAGUGAAGCUAAAAAGCAGCACAACCUCAGGGCAAUAUGCAGCAUGGAUUUUCCUUGCAAAGGCUUGUGACAACUGGAGUUGCACAGGGGUCUGUCCUGGGACCCAUCGUGUUUAACAUCUUUGUUGAAGAAUCCAAGGUGAUAGAGUGCACUCACAUUUCCAAAGGACACUGAACUGGUAGGACCAGUCAAUAAUGCUGAAGGACAGGGUUGCCUUCCAGAGGGACCUGGACAGGCUGGAGGAAUGGGCCAACAGAAAUCUUACAAAAUUCAGCAAGGAGAGAUGUGAAGCCCUGCACAUGGGAAGGACAAACCCCAGCAAUAAUACAGGCUGGGACUGGAUGGCUGGGAAGCAGCUCUGUGGAAAAGAACGUGGGGAUUUUGGUAGACAGCAAGCUGAACAUGAGCCAGCAGUGUGUCCUGGCAGCUAAAAAGGCCAAAAGUAUCCUGUGUUGCACUAACAAUAGCACAGGCAGUAAAUUAAUGGAAGUGAUCUUGCCCAUCUACUCAGCACUUGGUAGACCACAUCUGGAAUAGGGAGCCUUGUUUUAGGCACCUCAAUACAAGGAAGACAUUGAUAAACUGGAGCAAGUUUGGCAGAGGGCUGCCGAGAAAGUCAGGGGGCUGGAGCACUUCUUGCCCUGUGAGGAGCGGCUGCCGGACCAGUUCAGCCUGGAGGAGAGACAGCUUUGGGAGCAUCUAACAAACAGCAGCUGCCCAGUAGCUGUGGAGAAUUUACCAAGGCAGAUCUGGGCUCUUCACAGUGGCGCAUGGUAGGGGGGGUUGGGGGUUAAAGAUAACAAGUGUAAGUUGAAACAAGGGAGGUUCAGACUGGGUAUAAGGAAAAACUUUUUCACCCCAAGGACAAGUCAGGCAGGAGCACCGGUUACCCAGGGAGGCUGUGCAGUCUCUGUCUUUGAAGGUUUUCAAGGCUCAGUUGGACAAAGCCCUGAGCAACCCGAUCUGACCUCCUGAGGUCCAUUCCUACUGGAGUUAUCUUAUGAUCUGUGGAUCUAGGGUCUGGCUGUACUUGAUCUAAGUUAUUAACAGCUCAUUUGUUAAAUUAUCGGUGGUAUAUGCAGACUGAAGGGCUUGUAAGGCUCCUUUUCCUGGUUAGAUUUUACUUAGUUUCAUCAUUCUCAGCUAGAUCAUCUGAAAACCACAACCUUCCUAUGUGGUUUGUGAUUACAGCUUUCCUACUACAGUGAAUGAAGCUGUUACCUCACAAAAAAAAAAAAAAGGAAACAAGAAAAGUAGACUUGCAUAAUAUGCUUGUUUAGAAAUUGUAGCCAAACGAGUCUUUGGUUUUUCUGGGGAUAACAAGAAGGGAAUGAUAUGGCUCGUUUUGUGCUUUGCAAGCUGUUCCACACUAUACAAGUCACAUAGAGUUUCUCACCAGUUUGAAUUUCUUCCAAACAUUCUGACUGUGCAAAUUUUAGUGCCUUAGCUUUCUUCUUGCUCCUUGGUAGCAAGUCAACUGAUGUAAAGCUUGCUCUGUGCCCUUUUUUUCUUUUUUAACAUUCUGGGUUGAAGAUGGGAAUAACUGGCUUUGCUAGUAGGUAUUGUGAAUAAGGUGAAAUGGUUCUAUACGUGGUAUUUAUGACCUAUCCGAAAAAAAAUGCAGGCAAAGAUGUCUUGUGAAAUAUAUCUUAAGCAGAUUUGGGUCCUUCCCAGCUGAAGUGGAUCAGAGCCACAAAGUCUGGACUGGAUCAAAGCUUUCCCAACGUUCAAGAGUUUCUAGAUUUGUGGGGUUUUGGCCAACUCUAGGCAUAAAUUAGACAAAGUUCGUUCUAGCCACCAUUGACAAUGAAAUUACAUCCCUUUAUAUCAACUAAGGAUUUGUCUCUGUGUCACUGUGAUAAUUUAAUCUGUUCUUCAGCAUUAAAAACCUGUGUUUGUUAAUGUGCAUGGUUUAAUUAUCUUGCUUAGGAAGGCUUUUGUAACAGACCAAAUUAGUCCUUUUCCUGUUGUAGCUUCUAACCCAGAGCUCAAAUUUUAUGUCUUGUCUUGAGUUUAAAGAGGGGAAUAAGUGAUCAGAACGUGAGAUCUGUCUGUAGCACUAAUAAUUUUAUCAAAACUAACAGUUUCCCUAAUGUCUUUCACUAGUGUGCUUUCACUAGCUUGCUGUAAGAAUGAUUUUAGGGCUCAGUCAUACCCAUCUGAGGCAGCAUGAGGAGCAUGGAGAAAGUGCUGCUCCAAGUGCUGAAAUGCAGCUGAUUUUGGGAUAGAAGUCAGUGAAUGCUUGAAAAAUUCAGAAACACUUCAUCCGUUUUAGAACAGGGAUCAAAAGAGGCUGCAGAGACCGACAUGGAUAGGCAGAAAGCAAGAGCUGAACUAGAGCUUGCUUACAAGGGUAGGGUCUGAUCUACCAGCUCCUGCAAAACUCCCGCAAGGUAUCUUGUAACUAUAAGGAACCAUAAAUUUGCAUAUGGGGUAGUUAAGAAGAGUCCUAUCUGUCUGAUCACUAAUGCUGCUUCCUGCAGGUGUUUGGAAAUAUUCAAACUAGAUACUGAUCCAUCCCAACAUUGCCUGGGUAUAAGGGCUGUCUCAAUCACACCUUAAGUCAUCAUAGGUGCAGAAAAGCAGUAUGUAGCUAGUACUGUA